AUGGGAUCUAUUUCUGCCUUUGAGUCUAUUCCCCCUCAGGAGGUCGGCCAUUGUGACCUGUCUUCGAUCUUCACCCCUCAGCGCAAGCUUAGUGUUAUCUGCAUCGGAGCUGGCGCAUCUGGUCUACUGCUCGCGUACAAGAUUCAGCGACACUUUGGUAAUUUUUCGCUGCAGAUAUUUGAGAAGAAUCCCGCAAUCUCGGGGACAUGGUAUGAAAACAGAUACCCUGGUUGCGCAUGCGAUGUACCGAGUCAUAAUUACACAUGGAGUUUCGAGCCGAAAACCGACUGGAGCGCCAACUACGCCAGUUCUGAAGAGAUCUAUGAUUACUUCAAGGGCUUCAGCGGCCAUCACGGGCUGGAUAAAUACAUCAAACUGCGGCACCAAGUCGUAGGAGCGCGAUGGGAUGAUAUGGAAGCCCAGUGGCACGUGCAGGUUAAUGAUCUGGAGAAGGAUCAAAUAACCGUACACAAAGCGCAGAUCCUUGUGAACGCUGGUGGUAUCCUCAACUCAUGGCGCUUCCCUCCCAUUCCGGGUAUCAGGUCGUUCAAAGGCCCUCUAAUCCAUUCCGCGGCAUGGCCUCGUGAAGGGAUUAAUCUUGUGGGGAAGACGGUAGGACUCAUUGGAAAUGGCUCCUCUGGCAUCCAGAUUCUCCCAGCCAUCAAGGAUCAAGUUGGAAAACUAGUCACCUUUAUCCGUGAGGCGACUUGGGUUGCGCCGCCACUGGGUGGUGACUACCAAGCCUACUCUAAAGAAGAUAAGGAGAAGUUCAAAGCAGACGGAUCAAUGCAUCUCACCAUGCGCAAAGCUAUCGAAGCGCAAUCCAACAGUUUGUUUGGCAUCUUUCAUCGUGGAUCACGGGAGCAAAGUGAGCUCCAAAGCUACAUGCUCAGCCGCAUGAAGGAGCGUCUCCAGAAUAAGAAACUGGAAAAGCUCCUUAUACCAGAGUGGUCCGUUGGCUGCCGGAGACUGACGCCUGGAACGAACUACCUCGAAUCUCUGGGUGAUAGUAAGGUGCAAACCGUCUAUGGGGAGAUCACAGAGAUUACGCCAACUGGUGUUAUUUGCGACGACGGCAGAGGGGAGUACCCUGUCGAUAUCCUUAUUUGCGCCACGGGGUUCGACACCACCUUCAAACCACGAUUUCCAGUGCAGGGCGCACGAGGCGCUAAGUUGGAGGAGAUGUGGAAAGGGCCAAACUGUCCCAUUGGCAAUGGGCCCGUUCUUAUCAGUAUCGAAGCCGAGGUUGAGUACAUAAUCAAGAUGCUCUCAAACUUCCAGAAGGAGAAUAUCCGCUCAUUCGAAGUCCGCGAAGGAGCAGUCCGCGAGUUUAACCAGUGGGUGCAGACCUGGAUGAAAGAAACUAUUUGGGCGGAGCCUUGUCGGUCGUGGUACAAAGCAGGCUCGGCAUCUGGCAAGAUCCUAGCUUUGUGGCCAGGAUCGACUCUACAUUACCUUGAGGCGCUGCGGGAGCCACGAUGGGAAGACUGGAAGUUUGACUACACGCCUGGCCAGAACAGGUUUGCAUAUCUUGGGAAUGGUCACAGCACUGCGGAGACCUUGGGAGGGGAUCUCAGUUACUACAUCCGCAAUCAUGAUGACUCUCCGACUGAUCCCGUCUUGAAGAGGACUGGAGGGGAAUACAAAUAA
Molecule: messenger RNA, 1650 nt
Organism: Fusarium tjaetaba
Lineage: Eukaryota; Fungi; Ascomycota; Sordariomycetes; Hypocreales; Nectriaceae
Product: flavin-binding monooxygenase
Exons: 3
Coding region: 1-1650 (549 amino acids)
Molecular function (GO): NADP binding; flavin adenine dinucleotide binding; N,N-dimethylaniline monooxygenase activity
Source: RefSeq, a predicted model, not a curated record